Molecule: messenger RNA, 816 nt
Organism: Cyprinodon variegatus (sheepshead minnow)
Lineage: Eukaryota; Metazoa; Chordata; Actinopteri; Cyprinodontiformes; Cyprinodontidae
Gene: cdx4
Product: homeobox protein CDX-1-like
Exons: 3
Coding region: 1-816 (271 amino acids)
Biological process (GO): cell differentiation; anterior/posterior axis specification; regulation of transcription by RNA polymerase II
Cellular component (GO): nucleus
Molecular function (GO): DNA-binding transcription factor activity, RNA polymerase II-specific; RNA polymerase II transcription regulatory region sequence-specific DNA binding
Source: RefSeq, a predicted model, not a curated record
AUGUACGUGGGAUACUUACUGGAUAAAGAAAGCGGGAUGUAUCAUCAAGGGCCAGUAAGAAGAUCGAGCAUCAAUCUUCCUCCACAGAACUUUGUUUCGUCUCCACAGUACCCCGACUUUACCGGAUACCAUCAUGUGCCAAACAUGGAAACGCACGCACAACCUGGGGCCAGUUGGGGACCUUCAUAUGGCGCCCCAAGAGAGGACUGGGGUUCAUACAGUCUUGGACCCCCUAACAAUCUCCCUCCCCCCAUGAACAACACAUCUAAUGGACAAGUUCCUUACUGUUCUCCCGAGUAUAGUCACAUGCACCCUCCCGGAUCUGCGGUGCUGCAGCAGCCGCCGGACAACGUUACAGUUGCACAGAUUUCUCCUGAGAGAGAAAGGCGCAAUUCAUACCAAUGGAUGAGCAAAACCGCUCAAUCGUCUUCUACAGGUAAAACAAGAACGAAGGAGAAAUACAGGGUAGUCUACACAGACCAUCAGAGGCUGGAGCUGGAGAAGGAGUUUCAUUUCAACAGAUACAUCACCAUCAGGAGGAAAUCUGAACUGGCUGUCAACCUGGGUCUGUCUGAAAGACAGGUGAAAAUCUGGUUUCAGAACCGCAGAGCCAAAGAGAGGAAGCUGAUAAAGAAGAAGCUGGGUCAGUCUGACGGCAGCAGCGGGUCUGUUCACAGUGACCCGGGUUCGGUGAGCCCUUUGCCGGUACCGGGCUCCCUCAGUCCCACAGAGAUCCACGGCUCUCUGUACCCUCCCCAGGGAAUGAGCACAUUGCCGUCUAUCAGGAAUAUCCAGCAGGUGACUGUGACUCAGUAA